ACAAGGCUGGCUGAAUUAAAUAUUCAGAAAUAAAUGUGCCAAAUUGCUCUUUUGUUAACUUAUACACCCAACUCAGGGGUUAAUGUUUUAAGAGAGUAUUUGACCCCUUAUUAAAGCUCUGCCUAACUCUGUAAGUCUUCAUGCCAAAAGCACAGUGUUUAAAAUUGUUAGCUGUACAGUUCUGCAAAGACAGAGUUAAACACUGUUUGGACUCUGGCUGCCUCUGAGAAACUGAAAUUUUUCAAAGCUCCACUGUCAGCUCUCAAAGGCUGCUACAGUAACUUUCUGAACAGAUUGGGUUAAAUAUUUUUAGAGACCCAUUCUACGAUGAUAAGGUGGUAAUAAUUUGUGCAGUGCAACACUCCGAAGGCUUCCAAGUUUCUCAAGCCUCUGUGUAUGUGAUCCUUACAGCAGAGAGGAGUCUGAGCUACAAGGAUGAGAAGUCUACUUUUCCUGGUGCUGAUUUCAGUCUGUCGGGCUGACCACCUUUCAGACAGCUACACUCCGGAUCAAGACAGAGUUAUUCACAUCCAAGCUGAAAAUGGCCCCCGUCUACUUGUGGAAGCAGAACAAGCCAAGGUCUUCUCGCACAGAGGUGGCAACGUGACACUGCCAUGUAAAUUUUAUCGAGACCCUACAGCAUUUGGCUCGGGAAUCCACAAAAUCCGCAUUAAGUGGACCAAGCUAACUUCAGAUUACCUCAGGGAAGUGGAUGUCUUCGUUUCCAUGGGCUAUCACAAGAAAACCUACGGAGGUUAUCAAGGCCGAGUGUUUCUGAAGGGAGGCAGUGAUAAUGACGCCUCCCUGAUCAUCACAGAUCUCACCCUGGAGGAUUAUGGAAGAUAUAAGUGUGAGGUGAUUGAAGGACUAGAAGAUGAUACUGCUGUGGUGGCAUUAGAGUUACAAGGUGUGGUGUUCCCUUACUUUCCACGAUUGGGACGCUACAAUCUUAACUUUCACGAGGCUCGCCAGGCUUGUCUGGACCAGGAUGCUGUGAUUGCUUCCUUCGACCAGCUGUACGAUGCCUGGCGGGGCGGGCUGGAUUGGUGCAAUGCUGGCUGGCUCAGUGACGGAUCUGUGCAGUACCCAAUCACCAAACCACGUGAGCCCUGCGGGGGCCAAAACACCGUGCCUGGAGUCAGGAACUACGGGUUCUGGGACAAGGAUAAGAGCAGAUAUGAUGUUUUCUGUUUCACAUCCAACUUCAAUGGCCGAUUUUACUACCUGAUCCACCCCACCAAGCUUACCUACGACGAAGCAGUGCAAGCUUGUCUCAAUGAUGGUGCUCAGAUUGCGAAAGUGGGUCAGAUAUUUGCUGCCUGGAAGCUUCUGGGCUAUGACCGCUGCGAUGCCGGAUGGCUGGCGGAUGGCAGUGUCCGCUACCCUAUUUCUCGGCCAAGACGGCGCUGUAGUCCGACAGAGGCUGCAGUGCGCUUUGUGGGUUUCCCAGAUAAAAAGCAUAAGCUGUACGGGGUCUAUUGCUUCCGAGCAUACAACUGAGUGUGCCCUGGAGUCAGUUCUCGAGAUACGUGAAAGUUUUGUUCGUUUGUUUUUUGUUUUUAAUAUGAACUCAUGCAAGUUACCAAAACUGUGAUAACCCUUUUUCACUUACUGUAAAGAGUCGUUUUCAUAAAGGCCAAUUCAUUCAUUUGUUUUGUAAAGCUAUCAGUCGAUAUAUAUUAUAAAUUAAUAUAAGCAUAGGGGAGCUAAAAAAGAGGGGGAGGGGCUUUAGAGCCUAACUGGUUUAUGCUAUGUCAUCCCAACAAGAUGUCAUUUCAUGAAAGGGACAUGCUGCAGGCUGACAGUCACCAGGACUGUAUUAGGAAAAUUAAUGCUACUUGCCGAAGUAACUUCCACAAGCACAAAUUUUACAUAUUUCUACAAUUUUGAAAUGCACUUCACUAAACAAAUUAGAACAACGAAUUUGAAAUACAGGCUUCUUUACAUAAACCAGGAUUCUGGGAGGUGCAAAAACUCAGUAUCAUAAGGGAAUAACAGAGACUUUUUCUAAAAGUUAAUACUUCAAGUCUCCAGUAUACAGAAUAGUUUACUCUUUAAAAAUCUACCUUUUUGACCAAAAAAAUUCAUAGAGACUCAGAUUAAAAUUAAAAACCACGGUUAGAUCUCCUAGGUCAACUCCUUUAUAUAAAGUAUCGACUUAAGUACACAGAUAAUACUUUAUCAAUGAAAGAAUCCUACCUUCUAAUUACAAUUACCUAUCUGAGAAGACUUGUUUUAUUAUUUUUAAGUAGCUUUACUGAAUUAUAUUUAAAUUCUAAGAAACUUUGCUAAGCAGUAUUUAGAAUCUACUCAGGGCAGUUAAAAUAGUAAACUGCUGGACAGAAAACAAGUACAAUGUAGCAGCUUGACUUUAUGUUAGUGUAUGAAACAUUAUUGUCCUAUAAAAGUAAUUUUAAUCUAUUUAAUAUUUCUUAUUUACAUUACAUGACAAAAGCCAUCAAAUGAAUGAAUAACUCUACAUUUGCCUAACUAAGAAAUAAAGACUCAACUUCCAAAAUCGCUCUUGUUUGUCUGCACGAUAUAGUGCCCAAGUAGGACCUGAACUUAGAGAAAAAUUGGGGAAAAUACAUUUCUAAAUAGUCCCUCAAAUAGAAAAAACAGCCACUGUCAGUUUCCUUUCUGGUUAAAUUUGGCAAAGUAAAAUACUGGCAUUCUCAUAGCACACUUCACACCUUCAGGCUUUAAGUGAAAAGUUAAGCCCAGGUUCAGAAAAGUAACUUCCAGUACUAGCAACUCCAGUCUUAAAUAGCGAGUUCUUUUGACAACUGCUGAGACCCCCAAAGGGACCAAUAUUUGUAUUCAAGUAAUAGUUCUGUUUUCUCAUUACUUCACAGUGAAUUCUCAUGAAUGGGACUUAGUAUAAUAAUCCAAGUAUAACAUAUCUGGUAUGCUGUCAUCAAUGUUUUUAUGUAGAUUCCCCCCCCAUGAACAUAACUAAAUAAAUCUGUUUCCUGAAUUGACCAUGGUUGCACAUAAAGCUCUGUAAUAACUAUAAUAAAAAUGCUCUAUAAAUAUAGUUAUGUGUGUGGAAGAUAUAGAGCAGUUGGAAGUCCAUGAAACCAUAACUAUCAUGAUAUAUCAUCUAGAUAAAAUAUAGUAAGUAAUAAUAGGUCCUUUCUUUCAGAGGCUUAAACUGUGAUGAUGCAUGUAGUUGUGAGUUAGGGUAUGCAAAUUACACAAAAAGUAUACAUCCAAAGAAAUAAUGGGGUUUUACUCAAACAGCGAUUAUAUAAACUGGACUCCAACUUCUAAGCUAAACACAAAUUGAAGAGACUGAAUGGCCUAUAACAUAGUGAAUACAUUACUUAAGAAGGAGACUCCAAACUAGCUCCUUACAGGCUGGGCAAAGCUCUUUGGAGGAAGAUCAUAUACUUGAACCAUCAUUGCCUGUAUUGUAAGAAUUUUGUCUGCAAGGCAAGUAGAUACAUUUUAUACUGAGGUAGGUUCAUUCCUUUCAGUUAUCAUCCUAGAAGUCCACAGGGCAGUGCAGUAGCAUUUCUUAACCUUUGAAUACUUAGUAUAGGAAACGGUGCUGAUCAAAACCUCCAGUGACUGUUAGCUGACGUAUGUCUACACCAAUCGCAUACCAUCUGUCCAUUCUUAAAAACAUCCUAGAAUGAACACUGCUGGGCAGAGUUUUUAACUUCUAAUUUCACACAAAGGACCAGAAUCUUCAUGCCCUUUGAACUCCUAAUUGAAAGGGGUCUUUUAAUAUUCUCACCUUUCUGUUUACUCCACCAAGUAAUGUAUUUUCCUACUUCAUAUCUCAUUAUGAAUGUCUUCAAAAGAAAAAAGUUGUCUUAGCACAUUUCCUAGCAGAAAGUUGACCUAACAGUGUCUAUUUCAGAAAUCACAUUGUAGAUGAAAGAGAUGACAGAUAGACUACAAAAUAAUGAAAAUGUUUUAUAGUAUGGCCCAUACAUGAAGAACAGAACAAAUCUAUACAUUUUACUGAAACUCCUUGAUUUGAAACCUCUAAGCAAAAAGAUCCAAUACAUUUAAAAAUACUUAUAGGGAUGAAGUUAAUUUGUCAUAUUAACACUGGAAGCCAUCUUUUAAUGACUGCUGCCAUAUUUUGUCACAGCAACUUUUAGCCAAAUGUAGUAUUUGUAAAUUUAAAUUUUCUUUCAUAUAAAAAGGGCCGGUACCUGUUAAAGUGCUAUUUUAUGCAGCAAGAUAGUAGCUUGUUAUUUCAGCAAUUAGUAGAUUCAAAUAAGAUACCAAUUUGGUUGCUGGCAGCCAUACUGGGUUUCUUGAUUUCAGUACUCCUAAAAACAUGCUGAUGUCAUGGAGUAGCUGACUGCUAAAAAAGGGAAAGUUAGAAGGGAAUCAGUUGUCAGGUUAGGGUUAGUCUUGGUUUUUGUUUGUUUGUUUGUUUUGUUUUGUUUUUGUUUUUGUUUUCAUUUUGUUUGUUUCUUUUUCUUUUUGCAUAGAAUGCUUAAAAAAAAUCAAUUGACAGCUGACAACUUUUUUGAGAAGUUAAUUAUGUCAUAGUUCAAGACUGCCAGCAUAGUGUACAGCAACAGCUACGGAUAAUACAGAAGUCAGUAAGCCACCCAGUUAGAAGAAGGUCAAUAUUUAAAUGCAUUUAAUAGCUACAAAGGACAAGUUUGAGGAGAACCAAUGUGUAUUGGAAAAAAAAAAGAAUGUUUUCAUUUUCUGUAAGAUUCAAUGAACUGGUGAACAAAUAUUAAAAGUCAAUUUUGUUUUGCUACAGUAUCAUUUGAUUCUUCUGACAUAUAGAAUCAGUCAUUUUACCUUGAGUCAAACUCAUUAAAUGCACCAUGAAUUCUUCUGUUGCUAGUGCAAUGCUUUGAAUGGAACAUACUCAAAUGAGUUCCAGCUGUGAAUUCACACAAGAAAGUAUACUUCAGAACUUUCCCAUGCUGAUUUUGGAUACAUUAAACAGCCUGAAGAAAAAAAACUUCCAGUAAUGAGGUUAAUUAAAUUUUCUUUUAGUGUGCAAAGUCUUUCAAAAUGAGGAAUAUCCUAUUCAUUUUAUCAUCGUUUUUCAUAUAUUUUGAUUUUUGUCAUACAAAGUGUAUGAGGCAGGGUGAAAGAUUCUAUGGAGGUUCUAAGUCCCCAAAUAAAAGUCAUGAAACCA
Messenger RNA from Rattus norvegicus (Norway rat), 5125 nucleotides. It is a transcript of the gene Hapln1, whose product is annotated as hyaluronan and proteoglycan link protein 1. Gene Ontology annotation, cellular component: extracellular matrix; synapse; gel phase of interstitial matrix. Lineage: Eukaryota; Metazoa; Chordata; Mammalia; Rodentia; Muridae. The record is from RefSeq and is a predicted model, not a curated record. Gene Ontology annotation, molecular function: hyaluronic acid binding. Gene Ontology annotation, biological process: cell adhesion.